Messenger RNA from Varroa destructor (honeybee mite), 4090 nucleotides. Its product is annotated as A disintegrin and metalloproteinase with thrombospondin motifs adt-1-like. Gene Ontology annotation, molecular function: metalloendopeptidase activity. Gene Ontology annotation, biological process: proteolysis. Lineage: Eukaryota; Metazoa; Arthropoda; Arachnida; Mesostigmata; Varroidae. The record is from RefSeq and is a predicted model, not a curated record.
GGGCGUGUUAUAUACGAUUUGAACUACUGCUGUCAUUCACAACAACUGGAGCCCUGCUCUGUCUAAUGGUAGCCAGUAAAAAGUUCUUCCAUUGCUAUUAUCGAUGCUGCCCGUACGGGUGACACGCCGCGUGAAAGGGAGACUCUGUGAAGCUGCCAAUCGACUGGCUGACAGGAUGAUACUCUAGUAAAGCGUGUUGUCUCUUGCUCUUUCCUGGACUUUAUCUAUCUCAUGGAGGGUAAACGGCUCCCAACAUACUGUGAAACAAUCAAGGAAUGAUUUUUCCUUUGCUUCGCGAUCCUUGUUGCGUCCAGUCGCUACUGCCUGUUCCGAUCAAAAUCAUUUUACCAAAUCAGCUUAACGCAUUGGACGAUAUCUAUAGCACGAGUUCGGUGCCGCGUUCACGUUUCGGUUGCAGUGACGUCGGCCAGGUGGAAUACGUGUGAAAAGGAUUGCCAGAUGAUUUUGCGACGCUGCUGGAUUGACCUGCCGCUGGAGGAAGGCACCAUACAUAAUACAAAAGUAAUGCUACUGUAGAGUGUGUAUUUCUAUAUUGAUACAAUAUUUCAUCCGUCAAAAAUCGUUCGACUUAUUUCUUUCGUCAGAUGAUUGAACCGGUAGGCAAUACUUCGGACAUCCCGAUGCGAGUAUAUACACUCCCAGAUUCAAACCCAAACAGCCACACGUCGCUAGGAUUACCGGACAAACACGUUACCUACAACGCUGUAAUGAAAAAAGAAACUUUCUUCGUACAACGUACUCAUAAUCUAGGACGUCUUUUCCUUAAGCAUCGUAAAAGAUCGACGCAAUCCAGAUCGACUUGCCGCUGAGCUGAAACCUUCGAUGCGCCUUCAUAAACAUGUUUUCACAGUCGUUUCCCUUCUGGUGGCUACGGCCGCCUCAGCGUCAGUGGAGCCUGCCGAUGAUAUUGUGGUAGCAAUCACUGAUUUACUUGCACGGGGAGCGCAAGUGGAACAAACAGAAGUAAUUUCUGUUCGCAGCGUCGGCCGAAAGCGAAGAUCUGGUCAUCAGAACAAUGCUAAUAUUGCGUUAAAUGCCUUUGGUCGUCAUAUUCGCCUCAAGUUGAGAAGGAAUCGAAGACUUGUAAGCCGGAACUUUAUGCUUCGGAAUAACAUGGAAGCGAGCGGUUACGAUGAGUCUUCCGUUGACAUCGAGUGCUAUUAUAUCGGCAGCGUGCUUGGGGAACCAGCCUCAAAGGCGGCCGUAUCACUGUGCGACGGCGGGAUGCGGGGAAUGGUCUACUGGGGAUCAGGAAACAAGACUCUGGCAAUAUACCCACUACCUCAUGACGUGAAUUCGACUGCAACGGUCAGUGAUGCGCACGUCAUUGUAAGCAUCAACCAGACCACGAAACUGCUAACAGAGUUUGAUGAGUCGUCCGAUAGGGUUGUAAUUCGUGAAUAUCCACGCGAGAUGUCGCGUCACUCGCCGAGUCACACCAGGGUUCCAGCUGCCCUUACGAUGCCAAGUUUGGGCCAUCGUGCUAACGUUACCCGAGUUCGAACUCAGAAGGCGAUUGUUGAAACGGCUUUCUUUGUCGACGAAAGCCUGUACAAACACAUUGAGCACGUGUUUCCCCGUGACACGCGUCGCCAGGUCGCCAUCUUCGCUCUGACCCUCAUCAAUCAAAUGCAAGUAGUCUACGAGCAGGAGUCCCUUGGUGGUUUAGUGAGCAUCACGCUUACAUAUCUAGAAAUCAUGUAUCCGCAAGCUCAGGAUAAGAUACCAUCAAACCAAGACUAUGAUUAUUAUUUGACGUCGUUCUGUAUAUACCAGCAGGCUCGGAGGAACACAAAAGAUAGCGAGUAUACGCACUGGGACUACGCAGUUCUGAUCUCAGCAAUGAACCUGUACGCUAGGAAUAAGCACGGUCAUAAAAUGAAGGACGUAGUAGGCAUGACAGCUGUGGGCGGUAUGUGCAAUGAGUUGCAUUCAUGUGCAUUACUGGAGGGCAGAGAUCUGCAGAGUGCCCACAUCAUUGCGCAUGAAACAGGUCACUCACUUGGAAUGGAACACGACGGUGAGGGCGACAACAGUGUUUGCCCCUGGAACAAGUUCAUUAUGAGCUCCACUACCGGCUUCACUAAAAAGACGUGGUCCAAAUGUAGCCUUAAAUCCCUCCAGGCCUUUCUCAACACGGAGCGCGCUGACUGCCUUUAUAAACGAUCUUCAAAUAAAAACUUCUUGGCGGGUCCCGAGUCCCGGAUCUACAAGCUAUUUCCAGGAGUCCACUACACAGCUGAUCAGCAGUGUGAAAUGAAAUUCGGAGACGGUUACCGACGGGCAGGGUUUCAGAAUCUUGAAGACGUGUGCCGGAUACUCAAAUGCGAACAAAAGACUGGUGAAGCACUUCUGGUUCGCAACACGCACGGCUAUACAGCAAUGGAAGGAACUCAAUGCGGAAGAAACAAAUGGUGCCGUGGCGGUGUGUGUGCGGAAAUUACUAACGGAGACCACAAUCUGCUGCGAGAAUCAAAGGAAGCCUCGCUACGUAACCAUGGGAAUAGCUGGAAUCAAACGCCAUUACCACCUCCACGGAUUCCGAUGCCUCCGCCUCUGUUACCUUCAAGUGCACGAACGCCCGUUCCCGAACAGCCCGUUCAGGCUAGCUGGACCCCCUGGUCAGCUUGGGGGCACUGUGAAAGCGGGUGCACCGCCCGCGUUGAUCGUGUACCGAAAGCUAUUCGCAUUUCCAUUAGAAGCUGUAUCGACAUUAAUACAAACACGACAUUACCAUCGGACAAGUGUGCGAAAAGCGACUCGGGCGGUAACAUCAAAUCGCAGCUUUGCCAAGAGUCCAUCUGCAACAGCUCGCGAGCUUCAGAUCUGGAUCGCAUGAUUCAGGACACCUGCAUAGCAGCUAUGGAGCGUAAUACAAGUUACAGCGGGACAGGAACACAAUUCCAUCAAAAUGAUGAGAGGUACUCGUGCCGUAUAUGGUGCCGUCGCGAUAACGGAAUAGUCGAUUAUAUGGGUGUGCUACCAGACGGUGCCGAAUGUUACGCGCAUGACCAGCCUGCUAAUAAGUUCUGUGUCAAGGGCAACUGUAUGCGCUUCGAUUGCCAAGGAAAUUCCAUUCAAGUUCACCGUGAACCUCGACGCGAAGAGUGGACAUGCAUUGCGCCCGCUGUUCGACUUCCUUCAAAAUCAACCACAAAAAAGCGUCCCACAGAGGACGAGAGCGCCAGAGGCGGAAGCGGGUCCCGAAAACAGUGUAAACACUCGUGUAUUCGCGGAGGAAGGGGAACUCUCCUCCAACUGGGUUGUGCCGACUGUGCAAUGGAUUCAAUGGGCCUUUGUGAUGAUCGAAGCGAGUGCUCCUCUGUUAUUGAAGUUAAUGAGUAUGCGACAAAUCUGUGCAAAAAGCAUCAGCGUAGAUAUACUCAUCUUUUUAACGGAGUCGGCAUACAAAAAUCCUAUAAAGAUGAUGAUGACGUAGACGAGCAAUGCGUGGUCGCUUGCCAGGAUCUUUUUAAUCCAUUGAUGUUUUACGGAAUGGAUACCCUUGAAGAUACGCGUUUUCCGCCCGGAACGCCUUGUCUAGCUGAGGGUAGAGCCCGAGGCUAUUGUCACUUUGGUAAAUGCGUUGACGAACGCAAAUUCGAAGCUUCUCUAUAUCGUACUACUCAACAAGGAGAACAGCACGUUGAACGGAAAAUCAAUACUGGUCAGUACGCUACGCACGAUGUCGCAGACAGCGAUCUCCGGCGUGGUACCCGGACGAAGAGGUGGAUUUUCCAAGACAUCUACAUAGUCAGCCUAAAGAAGACACUUGCUAACUUGACCACUAUCUAAUGAGAAUUUACCGAUAUGUACAUAUUUCAUACAUUAUAUUAUACUAUAAUAUUUAGCGUGUAAUAUAAUACCAUUUCACAUGUUAUACCACACAUAUGCCAUACUACAUGUCUGUAAAUAUGACUUAAAUAUUACUUUUUGUACAAACAAUGAGUAGAUAUUUUUGUUUUACGAUACCUAUAGUUUAUUUCGGUAAAAUUGAAUUUAGAUCAACAUACGCAGUCCGUAAGAGUUUACUUGGCUAAGUCUCUCUCGCGCUCUCUCUCUCUCUCUC